Molecule: messenger RNA, 3084 nt
Organism: Ascochyta rabiei
Lineage: Eukaryota; Fungi; Ascomycota; Dothideomycetes; Pleosporales; Didymellaceae
Exons: 4
Coding region: 1-3084 (1027 amino acids)
Biological process (GO): protein import into nucleus
Cellular component (GO): cytosol; nuclear envelope
Molecular function (GO): small GTPase binding
Source: RefSeq, a predicted model, not a curated record
AUGGAGGACCAGCUAGUCGCCCUGCUCGCCGCAACCCAGUCGGCCCAGCAGACGCCGCGCAAACACGCCGAAGACCAGCUCAGGUCCUUCUAUGGCCACCAGGAGCUGCCCCUCGGCCUCGUCGGCAUCGCCUGCCACGACAGCGUGCCCCUCAACAUCCGCCAGGCCGCCCUGCUGUCGCUCAAGCAGCUGGUCUUGGCCGGCUGGAGUGCCAACUUCGACGAGUUCAAGGGCCAGAUCCUCGUCGCCGACGACACAAAGGCGCAGAUCCGCCCCCGCCUGCUCCAGCUCGCCACCACAGACCACCUCGACCGCAAGCUCAAGGCCGCCGCCAGCCUCGUCGUCAGCAAGGUCGCCGCCGCCGACUACCCAGACCAAUGGCCCGAUCUCCUCGACAACCUCCUCCAGCUCAUUCCGCACGCCACCGACGGCCAGCUGCACGGCACCCUCAAGGUCCUGGGUGAGCUGGUCGACGACUGCUUCAACGAGAGCACCUUCUUCGGCGUCGCGCCCCAGCUCGUCAAGGUCAUCUACAAUGUCGCCGCCAACGAGCAGAGACGGCCGCAGCACCGCGCACUGGCCUGCAGCGUCUUCCGUGGCUGCUUCGACAUUCUGGAGAUGAUCCUGGAAGACCACAAAGCAUCCGUCAAGGGUUUUGCCGACGAAAUACUCGGCGAGUGGCUGCCUUUCUUCAUCAAUGUGCUGAAGAUGAGGCUGUCGGAUCCGCCCUUCGAGCAGGAGGAGAACGACGAGACACCAAACGCCGAAACAUACAAGGGGCUGAUUUCCCUCAAGCUCCAGGUCGUCAAGGUGUUGAUGCGUGUGCGAUCCGUCUUCCCCUCCAUGCUCUCGCCUCACAGCCUCGUUCUGUUCCAGGCGACUUGGGAAGAGCUGUCCACCUUACAGCCGGCCUACCAUCUCAUGUAUAUCCAGGAAGAGCGACAGAGCAGAUUAGAGGAUGCAGACGGCCUGCCGUAUACUCUGGAUUUCCUCGUUCUCGAAGAGCUCGACUUCAUGCAGGCAUGUAUCCGGGCUCCUCCAGUGCGCGCCCAGCUCGAGCAAGAGCUUCAACACCAGUCUGCGGACAACUCGUGGGUCACCGAGGUCAUGAAACUCGCCGUGGGCUACGCGCAGAUCACGACUGAGGAGGAGGGGCUUUGGGACAUCGACGUGAAUAUCUUCCUCAGCGAAGAGACAAGCGUGACCGCCAACUACACGCCCCGAACUGCAUGUGGUGAUCUGGUGAUCAAGCUUGGUGAAUGGCUCUCCGAACCAACUAUCAACGGCCUCCUCGCCUACACAAGAGCUUUGUACUCAGGGACGGAGAGCUGGAAAGCAAAGGAGGCGGCUCUCUACGUGCUCAGCCAGAUGCUCAGCGACUUCCAGGACGUUGACAAGCAGGUCAGCUCCGAGGCCGCGAGCGGCUUUGUCGACUUCACACGCUAUGCCAUGCAACAACCGGACGCCUUCCUGAGAGCGCGCGGGUAUCUGAUCGCCGGAGGCCUGACCAGGACGUCUGGCGAUGCUCUGCAGCCGUUUGCCCCUUCCUUCCUCGAAGCCUCACUUCAGGCCAUCUCCAGCGACGAAUCUGAUGUCGUACGAGUGUCCUGCAUUCGCGCUCUGCAGUUUUAUCUGCAGGCUUUGCCCGCCAGCGUCACGCAGCCUCUGCAGAGCAGCAUCAUUCAUGCCAUCCAGGAAUAUCUCAGCACACAAGACAUGCAGGAACUAGCCGAUAGCGACGACCUCAUGGUUACCCUCGUCGAGACGCUGAGAGACGCUAUUCUCAUUGACACCCGUAUCUGCAUUACAGCCAAUGGCCUGGAUCUACUGUUCUCGAUUGCCAGCCACGGCGCGAACAACUUCCAGCUGACCAUGCUGGUGAAUGAAACGUUCGAAGAGGUGACGCAGUCCAUUGCUCAUAUGGGAGGUGAUGCGUACGUCAGUCUGUGUGCCAAGGUCCUUCCCUCACUCACCGCUGCAUUCGACGUGGGUAGCCUCACCGAAGAAAACGCUCUAACAAACCUGGCCGCUGAGCUCCUUGGUGUGCUUGCCGAGUGGGGGCCUGAGCCACUGCCGCCUGGCUUUGUUGCAGCUACAAUGCCCAAGCUCACUCGACUUCUCCUCGGCGCCACUGACGAGGAGCUACUCAAGGCUGCUACCAUUGCGGUAAAGAACGUCAUCUCACACGACCACCAGCAGCUCUUCGAGUGGCGUGACGACACUGGAAAGGCAGGACUGGAGGUUGUUCUUCUCAUCAUCUCUCGCCUUCUCUCCUCGGCUUCUGAUCAUGCUGCCGGCGAGGUUGGUGCGCUGGCUGCUGAGGUAGUGGAGAAGGCUGGGCAUGAGAGGCUUGGUCCUUACCUCGAGGAGCUUCUGCGAAGUGUUGCCUCACGUCUCGCCACUGCGGAACAGGCGCAAUUCAUCCAGAGUCUGACUCUUGUCUUUGCACGACUCAGCUUGAACCACGCUUCAGAGGUGGUGGAGUUUUUGGCCCGACAGAACGUCAACGGCCAAAACGGGUUGCAAGUGGUAAUGGCGAAGUGGCUCGAGAACUCGGUCAACUUUGCUGGCUACGAUGAGAUUCGACAGAAUGUCAUCGCCCUUUCGAAGCUGUAUGAUCUGAAGGACUCCCGGUUGGCUGAGAUUCAGGUCAAAGGCGAGUUGAUUCCUAACACAGAUGGCCGCAUCAUGACGAGGAGCCGCGCAAGGACCAAUCCUGACCGAUGGACCAUCAUCCCCGCCACACUCAAGAUCCUCAAGGUCUUGAUCGUCGAGUUGCAGUCCGCUGCCGGCGCGCCUCUCGACGCCAACGCCGCAGCCGAGCUGGCGGACGAAGCUUCAGACGACGGCUCCUGGGAAGACGAGCCGAACCCAUUCGUGGACCUCGGCAGCGGUCUCACAAAGGAGCAGCUGAUGGCUUAUGCCGCUGACGACGGCCCCAGCAGCGGUCGCCAGCGCGACGACGAGACACAAGCCUUCCUGGUGGAGUUCUUCACGCGCGCUGCAACAACCCCCGGGUUUGCAGAAGACUUCGGUCAGCUCAACGAGGAGGAGCAGCAACGGUUACGUGACAGUGCUGCCUAA